UGAAAGUAGCGCUUGAAACGCGCCCGCCGCCGCCCCGGGUCCUAAAGCCCGCCGGGAGACGACGAGGGGAGCGCCUUCCCCUGCAGCCGCCUGGCCGUCCGGGCGGCGCUUUCCGGGCGAUGCUUUGCAAGCUGAGCGCUCGCUUCGACCCUUCCCGGGACGUGGGACCUUGGCUUUCGGAGCGGCCGGGCCGAGAGGGCAGCGCAGAUGCUGGGGGAAAUCAUUCGGAAACACUGCAUAUAAUAAAUGUGGAAAGAAAUGGAAAUGUUCUUUAUACUUGGAAGGGCCCUCAGGAAUAUACCAAUGUUGGAUUGUAUGAUAAUGAUAAUAAAAAUAACCAGGUACGCUGUAUUUGUCUUCUGUAAGGAUUAAAUGAAGUUGGAUAAUGAAACGUUGGCUUUAAACAGGCAGGAUUGUUUCCAAGAAAAUUGAAUCUUUUGCAAUGAAAUCAACAAGCAAGAGGUUAUAUAAGUAUAUACAGCAAAACUAUUUAAAAAAAUAGCAAUACUAUCUCUUAGAACCAACAGUUCAGUAUAAUAACACUCAGCCAAUAAUAUAAAAUUUAGCACAGUACC
This is a messenger RNA of Thamnophis sirtalis, 575 nucleotides long. The record is from RefSeq and is a predicted model, not a curated record. NCBI's taxonomy places the organism in Eukaryota, Metazoa, Chordata, Lepidosauria, Squamata, Natricidae.